Messenger RNA from Corylus avellana, 2187 nucleotides. It is a transcript of the gene ATKRS-1, whose product is annotated as lysyl-tRNA synthetase 1. Gene Ontology annotation, molecular function: ATP binding; tRNA binding; lysine-tRNA ligase activity. Gene Ontology annotation, cellular component: cytosol; cytoplasm. Gene Ontology annotation, biological process: lysyl-tRNA aminoacylation. Lineage: Eukaryota; Viridiplantae; Streptophyta; Magnoliopsida; Fagales; Betulaceae. The record is from RefSeq and is a predicted model, not a curated record.
GGUACGCCGCCCUCUCUCUCUCUCUCUCUCUCAGUCUCUUCGUGCUUCUCUGGGAGACCCAAAACCCUAUCUCUCUCUCUAUCUCUCUCUCUCCACAGAGCGGGGUUUUUACGAAGAUAUUUGGUCGUUAUAAGGCUAACGAGAAUGGAGGGCUCAAUCGAUGAGAAGGCCGCUUCGGCAACGGAUUCCUCCGCUUCCGAAGAAACCCUUAGCAAAAAUGCACGCAAGAAGGAAUUGAAGAAUAAGCAGAAGGAAGAGGAAAGGCGGCGAAAGGAGGAGGAAAAGGCGAAACAGGCUGCUGUCAUGGUGGAUUCCCAGGGUAAGAAAUCUGCAGCAGUUGAUGAUGAGGAUAUGGAUCCAACGCAAUACUUCGAAAAUAGGCUGAAAUAUCUUGCAGCCCAGAAGGGAGUGGGUUUAAACCCAUAUCCUCACAAAUUCCAUGUUUCUAUGUCGAUCCUUGAAUAUAUAGAGAAGUAUGGAGGUUUAAGCAAUGGGGAGCAUCUUGUGGAUGUUACAGUAAAUUUGGCUGGGCGCAUCAUGAGCAAACGUUCAUCCUCUUCAAAGCUGUUCUUUUAUGAUUUACAUGGAGGUGGUGUUAAAGUCCAAGUUAUGGCUGAUGCUAGCAAGUCAGACAUUUAUGAAGAAGCUGAAUUUUCUAGUUUCCAUUCUAAUGUGAAGCGUGGUGAUAUUGUUGGUGUAAUUGGGUUUCCAGGGAAAACUAAAAGGGGGGAGCUAAGUAUUUUUCCAAAAUCAUUCCAAGUCUUAUCCCAUUGUCUCCAUAUGAUGCCGAGGCAGAAGGCAAAAGUUGCUUCUGACAAUGCCAAUUUGAAGAAAGUCGAGUCAUGGGUCCCAGGAAGUACCAGAAAUCUUGAAACAUAUAUUUUGAAAGAUCAGGAAACUCGUUAUCGACAACGGUAUCUGGAUUUGAUGGUAAAUAUAGAGGUUCGCCAAAUAUUCAGGACCAGAUCUAAGAUCAUUUCCUAUAUUCGAAGCUUUCUCGACGAUAUGGAUUUCUUGGAGGUCGAAACACCAAUGAUGAACAUGAUUGCUGGUGGAGCAGCUGCUCGUCCAUUUGUGACACAUCACAAUGACCUGAACAUGAAGUUGUUCAUGCGCAUUGCGCCUGAGCUCUAUCUUAAGGAGCUAGUUGUUGGUGGGCUUGACCGUGUUUAUGAGAUAGGAAAACAAUUCAGAAAUGAGGGUAUUGAUUUGACUCAUAAUCCUGAGUUCACCACCUGUGAAUUCUACAUGGCUUUUGCUGACUACAAUGACUUGAUGAGCCUCACUGAGGAAAUGUUGAGUGGGAUGGUCAAGGAACUUACUGGUGGAUAUAAAAUUAAAUAUCAUGCAAAUGGGUCUGAUAAGGAUCCAAUUGAGAUUGAUUUCACUCCCCCUUUUAGAAGGAUUGACAUGAUAGAGGGAUUAGAGAAAAUAGCGAACCUCAAUAUUCCCAAGGACAUCGCCAGUGAGGAUGCCAACAAAUAUCUGAAAGAGGCAUGCAUGAAGUAUGAGAUUAAAUGCCCCCCUCCUGAAACAACAGCUCGUUUGUUGGACAAACUUGUAGGGCACUUCUUAGAAGAGACAUGUGUAAAUCCUACUUUCAUAAUCAAUCAUCCUGAAAUAAUGAGUCCUUUGGCGAAGUGGCAUAGAGGGAAACCAGGCCUUACUGAACGUUUUGAAUUGUUCAUUAACAAGCAUGAACUCUGCAAUGCAUACACCGAAUUGAAUGAUCCCGUGGUACAACGCCAGCGAUUCGCUGAUCAACUCAAGGACCGGCAAUCGGGUGAUGAUGAAGCAAUGGCUUUGGAUGAAACAUUCUGUAUGGCUCUCGAGUAUGGAUUACCUCCGACCGGUGGUUGGGGAUUGGGUGUUGAUCGGCUAACUAUGUUGUUAACCGAUUCUCAAAACAUUAAGGAGGUUCUUCUCUUCCCAGCCAUGAAACCUCAAGAUGAACCUUCUGCUAAAGCUGCAGGAGCUUAGGAGGUUUGAGAUGAACUUAUAAAAAAAAAAAAAAAAGUACGAGAUGCGGAAACUUGGAACUAAUUUUUAUAUAUUUAUUUAUUUCAUGUACUAUUAUUAUUAGUCCUCAACCCAUGUUUUGGGGUUGGCAUUGAUCGUUAUCUGUCACCACUAAAAUCCUUUUUGUUUUUAAUUUAACCCUUUAUUGAAAAGAGUUGCUUUCUUUCA